AUUUCCUCUUCCGGGAGCACGGGGCGACUUCCGGUUGUCAGAAUCUCUGGACGCAGAGGAGAAAGCGGUGGUGGUGGUGGUCGCAGCGGGUGGGCCUCCUCCGAUGCUUCAGGUGCCCUCCGGCACGUAGUGGCUCCCUCCUUCCUCCUCGAGCUCGAUGCAUCCUCGACGUCCGGACGGCUUCGAUGGCUUGGGCUACAAGGGCGGGGGCGGCAGCCGGGAGGAACCCGGGGGCAACAGUUUCUCCGCAAAGUCCUUCAGCUCCGCCUCCGACCUGAGCCACUGGGUGACCACUCCUCCCGACAUCCCCGGCAGCCGCAACCUGCACUGGGGGGAGAAGACUCCCCAUUAUGGCCCGGGAGCCUCCCCAGGCCCGCUCGGGGGGACCGGCGAGGAGCCCUACCCCGGCGGCGGCUGCAGCAGCGGGCCCGGGGCUAGUAGCGAACAGUUGAAUAGAUUUGCUGGAUUUGGUAUUGGACUUGCAAGUCUGUUUACAGAAAAUGUUUUGGCCCAUCCUUGCAUUGUUCUCCGUCGCCAGUGUCAGGUUAAUUAUCAUGCUCGACAUUAUCAUCUCACUCCAUUUACAGUCAUCAAUAUUAUGUACAGCUUCAACAAAACCCAGGGUCCAAGAGCCCUUUGGAAAGGAAUGGGAAGCACAUUUAUUGUUCAGGGCAUCACACUUGGGGCCGAAGGAAUUAUCAGCGAAUUCACACCUUUGCCAAGGGAACUUUCUCACAAGUGGAGUCCUAAACAAGUGGGGGAACACCUUCUACUUAAAGCCCUAACUUAUGUGGUGGCAAUGCCUUUUUAUUCAGCAAGCUUGAUUGAAACUGUUCAGAGUGAGAUCAUUCGGGAUAAUGCUGGAAUUUUGGAAUGUGUAAAAGAAGGGAUUGGCCGAGUGAUAGGCUUGGGAGUACCUCAUAGCAAGAGGUUGCUCCCACUUCUUGCCUUGACCUUUCCCACUGUUUUGCAUGGAGUUCUUCAUUAUAUCAUAAGUUCUAUCAUCCAGAAAUUUGUUCUACUGGUUCUGAAAAGGAAGAAUGCUCAUAGUCAUCCAUCUGAAAGCACCAGUCCUGUACAGAGUAUGUUGGAUGCUUAUUUUCCUGAACUGAUCGCAAGUUUUGCUGCCAGCCUCUGUUCUGAUGUUAUGCUUUACCCACUGGAAACAGUUUUGCACCGUCUUCAUAUUCAAGGAACACGUACUAUAAUUGACAAUACAGACCUUGGCUAUGAAGUGCUUCCAAUCAAUACUCAGUAUGAGGGAAUGAAAGACUGUAUCAAUACUAUAAAGCAAGAAGAAGGAAUGCUUGGUUUUUAUAAAGGGUUUGGAGCUAUCAUAGUACAAUAUACCCUGCAUGCAGCUGUUCUUCAGAUUACCAAAAUUAUUUACUCUACACUGCUUCAAAGUAAUGUUUAAAAUGGAAAUCCAAUACUCAUUAGUCCAGGAAACACAAUCUGGACUCUUUAACUACUAAUGAAAUUAUGAGAAAAGGAAUAUUGAAAAAAUGGUUAGGAAAAUGAAAUUGGUAAACAAAAGAGUCCAUGAUAACAGUUUUUAUUAUAAGAUAUAAGUACUUUAUUUUGGAUCAAAAAUAUUCUAAAUUCCCAAAUCACAUCAAAAUAAUAUAAGAUUAAAGUGGUGUUGCUGAACUCUUCUAUGCUGGAUUUAAAAAUAAUAUUCUGAACAGAAACACCUUUUUUUUUCUUGUAAUGUGAAAAGAUGUUGGUAUGUAGACUAUCUGGCCUCAAUAUUUAUUAUCUUGUUUAAGCAUCUAGAUUGAUAUUAGAAUGGCAUCUCAAAGAUAUCUGUUUGAAUUACACAAAGUCAGUUGAUUAUGUCUUAAUGAUAACAAUUGCAUUUAGUCAACCAUGAAAAGAUCAAAAGGGUUAUUAUACCUUGCAAAUUAUGAGCUGGAGCCUUGAGACUGUGUGUAAGUGUGUUGUGAAAGUAUAGUUAUAAAAUAUUAAUUAGUAAAGGCUGUAUGUGCAGACAUCUUGGUAUUUUCAAAACUUUCCUCAUCAUUCUCCAUAUUCAUCUUCCUAAUUUACCCUAUUGCAGGAUUAGCCAAAAAUGAAAUUAAUGGUGUACUUUCUACUUGGUAUCUCACUAACAUUGAAACAUACAGACUAUAGUCUCAAUCAUUUGGUAACAAUGAGGCAGAAUAAACUAAUUGGUUUUUCAAUGUCCACAUAGUGAAUCUGGUGUUAUCACUAAUUGUAUUUUGCCAGCAACUUAAUGCAGUUUUGAUUUUACUUAUAUAGCUGCUACACGAACUGUCAGGUACUAUUUUUAGAGCCAUUUUUCAGACAUUAUUUACACUUGAAGAUUUACAAAUUAUAAAAUAAUCAUGAGAACUGAUUAUCACUGGUGUCCAUAUUUACAAAUUGUGUUUUGAAAAGUCUCAAAAUAUUUUAUUUCAGAGCUACUUGAUCUUCAAGAAACAAAACCAGAAUUAAUGUAUUUAUUGCCCUUUGCCUUCCUUGUAGUCAUGUUCAAUUAAUUUCCUUUUAAAAAUUUAAUCUUGAGACUUAGCUUAAAACUUUUCAAAAUAUAAGUGUAUAAAGAGCAAAGCAAAGCUAUUUCCAUUUUUUAAAAAAUUUAAUCUUAUGUUUAAAUGAGUACUAAAAAAAACACCAUACCUGAAAAAGGGAAUUUGGUGUGGUAAUAGAUGUUUUCAUUUUUUCUUAAUCAUUUUCAUGGGAGAACACACUUUAACCAAAUGAGGUAAAAAAACAAAACAAAACUUGAAGGUAUCAGUUUAAAUAAGGACAAAGUUCUGCCUUUCUUCUGAAUUAGCUUUGGUGAGUAGGUUCUUUGUAAAGUAAAUUGAUAUGUAUUUAACUUAUUGGUCAUUAAGCAUUCUACAAUUUCUCACAUUAAUGAUCCAUAAUUUAAUUGGGAGUCAUUUAACACUUUGAAAUCCAUGAAUAGAAGAAAAUGGAAAUGUUCUUUUGUUAAAUAUCAAGAGAAUGAUGAUUUAUCAUUAUUUUGACUUUUGUAGUUAAAUUCACUGCAAGUUUAAUGGAAACACAUAAGACACAAUGUGUUGUAAUCAGAAAAUAAUGAUAUUCAAAUGGCCUAAAAAUUUUUUAAAAAUCAGGACUCUCUACUGUCUUGUAAGUUGUCCAUGUAAAAUGUGGUUUUUUUUUUUUAAAUAAAAUUGCUGAAGCAUA
Molecule: messenger RNA, 3174 nt
Organism: Sarcophilus harrisii (Tasmanian devil)
Lineage: Eukaryota; Metazoa; Chordata; Mammalia; Dasyuromorphia; Dasyuridae
Gene: SLC25A46
Product: solute carrier family 25 member 46
Exons: 8
Coding region: 158-1417 (419 amino acids)
Biological process (GO): axon development; mitochondrial membrane fission; mitochondrial fission
Cellular component (GO): mitochondrial outer membrane
Source: RefSeq, a predicted model, not a curated record